AAGGAGGAGCCGAGCGCGGAUGGUGCGCAUACCCGCCUGACUCCGGAAGCCGCCGCGGAGGGCCCCGCUUUUGCGCUGCGUGACUUCUUGUCCUAGCUGCCGCCCCGCCGACUUGGCGCCACAGUCGAGCAGGUAAGGGUCCGUGGGGUCGCCUUGCAACUUUCUCUCCUUCGAACCGCAGCCUUCCCCCUCUCCCUGCCCUCCGGGCCUGCAUUCGGGCUUCUCCCCGGAGCAGGAACAGGGAAACUGCAGCGAAUUAGCGGUCUCUUCCAUGGCUUCCAUUGUUCCCCGGACGGUUUCCCCAGGCUCAGGGGUCUUCAUCACUCGCCACGGUGCUUUCGUGGUCCGCUCAGAUUUGGGUUACUUCCUUCAAACACUUGACUUCUGCUCAGGACAAGAUCUCAAAAUACAGCCCCUCCAUCCUGCUUGCCGCGGAAAGGACCACUAUGUGGGAGACCCCAGCAGUUCGGCCAUCUAUCUCCUGCACGGGGACUCCUUCUGCCAAGUGGCAGAUCUGAACUCCGAGCCUCCCUCGGACGUCUUCCCAUUGCACCCCAGCUGCCGUGGAGCAGACCACUACGCGUUCUGCAAGGGAUGUUUUUUCAUCUUCUUCCUGUCACGAGGGGUUGUCCUCUGCGUGGCUGAUAUGGCCACUGGGGCCUUGAUUAAAGAGAUCCACUUGGAACCCACCCUUCUCAAUGGGCUGUACUACUAUGGUGCUGAUUCUGCCCAUCUCGCUUGCUUCAGGAUGGAUGAGGAACAACAGCUUCGCGGCACCCGUUUUGCCACCACUGCAGGACACAAGGAGUCCUUUGCGAUCGACCCAGACGUGGUUUCAUUCCUCCCAGGUGGACUGUCCAUCACCCACGGCGCUGCCUUCGGUCAGUGGCAGUGCCUCAAGCUCCUCUCUAACGCAACAGACAUGCCCAUGCCCAGCAGCAAUGAAAUAUCCCGCAAGGUUGGCUAUUCCAAGUUGGAACUUGGGAUAAAAGCUCAUGUUGAGAAAUCAGUGAAUCCAGAAUCACUGGCAAUGUCUCUUCUCCAGCACCAGUUUGCCCUCCCUAAGAUCUACGGAGGGCUGGGACUUCAGACCGAGCAAGAAGAAUGGGAAGAAGCAGCAGAGGAAGAAGAACCCCUUCGGGUGAUCCUGCAGCCCAGGCAAAAGCUUUACUGGUGGCAUUACUGCCUGGGUUUGGGCAAGACGCCCAUCUUGUAUUGCCGGUCCCUGAAGAUCACCCGCAACCCUUCAGCCCCUACAAACAUACCUUUGCCACAGGCUGAAGUUUGAAGUCAGACUUCAGGACGGAAGCUUUUAACAGGGCUAGGAAGAAGUAAAUAAAUAUAUACAUGCAUGUACUUCCUCUUCUUGUGUCUUUCAGUUGCAAAUUACAGGUACA
Notechis scutatus (mainland tiger snake) is the source of this 1397-nucleotide messenger RNA. The record is from RefSeq and is a predicted model, not a curated record. NCBI's taxonomy places the organism in Eukaryota, Metazoa, Chordata, Lepidosauria, Squamata, Elapidae.